Molecule: messenger RNA, 908 nt
Organism: Lepisosteus oculatus (spotted gar)
Lineage: Eukaryota; Metazoa; Chordata; Actinopteri; Semionotiformes; Lepisosteidae
Gene: dmac2
Product: distal membrane arm assembly component 2
Source: RefSeq, a predicted model, not a curated record
CUGUCCGCGCAGGAACGGCGGUGCAGUUUGUCCUGUACGGAGACCCGUAGGAGGAGGGGUCACCUGAGACAACAGAGAUGGCCGUUUCCUUGCUGGUGAAUUCACCCUUCAGACUGAUAGGAAUAAAGUCAUGGUCAAAGGGGUGUGUAGGAGCUGUUGCCAAGCGAUGCUGCAGCUCCUCGCCUGUCUCCACCCCACCCCCACCCCCAUCCCCUCUCAAGACCAGAGCCGUCGUCUUCCUAUCCAAGUACUUCAAUGACGUUGAGUGGCUGGUGGAAAGGACCUCUGCCUUCAGGAGCUGGAUGCAGAAGUUCAGUUACUAUGGGUCCACUCUGGGGCUGUACGGAGACAAUAUGAUUGCCACCUUCUACAUCCUCCGUCUGGGAGGGAGUGUCAGAUUCGCAGGGCACUCGGAGUGGUUCAGGCAGGACUCCAGAGGGCGCAUCAGCAAGAACAUGCUCAAGAUGGUCGAGCUCCCGGUUGAUGGGGUGGAUGCCAGCGGAACCCUCAUUGACUACGAUGGGCUGGACUACCUGGUGAGCCAGUCGGGACUGCGCACUCUGUCUCUCUCUGGCUGCCCGAAGGUGGACGGCUGGUUCCUCUCUCGCCUCUAUGUUUUCCGGGAUUCCCUGGAGGAGCUGAAUCUCUCCGGCUGCCCGAAUGUCACCGAGGGGGCACUGGCCUCACUGCACCACCUCCGGAACCUGCGCAGGCUGGAACUCUCUCUCCCUGCAAGCUCGAACCCGGGGCUGGUGAGGAUCCUGCUGGAGGAGGUGCUGCCUGACUGUCACGUUGCUGGCAUAGAAUACAACCAGGGGCUCAGACACACAGAUCCACAGGGCACAGAGACAGACACAGAGAGAGACACCGCCUCACACCGUGAUGCACUGACACACAGAGACACAAGC